UUUACGAUAUGCAGAUCAUAGACUUUCAUAUUGUGUUUAAACUGAGAUAUUAUGGACAGCAUGGAAGACAGUGGAUUUGACAGUGAUCACAAAUCUAAUCAAACUGAUGCAGAUAGUCCCUUGAAUGGCAAAGCAAAUGGACUUAGUACACCAAAGAAAAAUUCAAGCACAUACAAGAAAUCUUUUGAUUUACAAAAAAAAAUUGAUAAACACAAAGAAAAAGCUGCCAGACGAGCUGUAACAGUCCAACCACAGAGAUUAAUACUUUCCAGAAAUAGAUUAGCUGUUCCUCAGAAAAAUGACAUAAAACCAAUGAAUGAAGAUAACCAGCCUCUUGUAGCAAUUAUGACAGAUGAGAGUGAUGAUGACUUUGAAUUACCUGUGAUAUCUAAAGCUGCUCAAAAGGAGAUAACCCAACAAUUGAUCAAGGAUGGCUAUAACCUUGACCUUGAGCCAGAUGAUGAGGACCUUGACCUCAUUCCUCCAAGGCCAGUCAGUGAACGAUGUACUUGUUGUAACUACUAUACAGGGUUAUGUGCUAUCCAGUAAUGCUAAAUGGUGCUGUAGGAAAAAAGGGACGGAACAAUAUUGAAUGUUAUGUAUAAGAUACUGUGAGUUGAUUUAUGCAUUUCACAUGAUGGUGUAAAUGUGUAAAUGUACUUUUUGUGUCAUUUUCUUAAAAAUUGUCACAAAUGUUUUCAUUGAUUCCAAUUUAUAUUUAAGUGAAUCAUUUUAUUCA
Saccostrea echinata is the source of this 739-nucleotide messenger RNA. Its product is annotated as protein FAM219A-like. Bases 52 to 549 code for a protein of 165 amino acids. The record is from RefSeq and is a predicted model, not a curated record. NCBI's taxonomy places the organism in Eukaryota, Metazoa, Mollusca, Bivalvia, Ostreida, Ostreidae. The transcript is spliced from 5 exons.